Messenger RNA from Botrytis byssoidea, 531 nucleotides. RefSeq lists its product as uncharacterized. The transcript has 3 exons. The coding region runs from base 1 to 531 and encodes 176 amino acids. The record is from RefSeq and is a predicted model, not a curated record. Lineage: Eukaryota; Fungi; Ascomycota; Leotiomycetes; Helotiales; Sclerotiniaceae. Gene Ontology annotation, cellular component: cytoplasm; nucleus. Gene Ontology annotation, molecular function: AMP kinase activity; ATP binding; ATP hydrolysis activity.
AUGCGCACACAGCCAAAUAUUAUAAUAACAGGUACGCCUGGUGUAGGAAAAACUACUCAUUGCGAACAAUUGGCUGAGAGCACCGGAUUGAAACAUUUGAGUGUCAAUGAUGUGGUUAAGGAGAAAGGGUGUCAUGAGGGCUGGGAUGAUGAAUUGAAGACUUGGAUUGUGGAUGAGGAUAAGUUAUUAGAUGAAAUAGAAGAAGACGUCAAGCAAGGCGGAUAUAUCAUCGAUUGGCACGCUUGCGAAUUAUUCCCGAAAAGCUGGAUUGAUUUGGUGGUUGUAUUGAGGGUGGAUUCGACGCUGUUGUAUGAUCGGCUGAAGGCGAGAAAUUAUCCAGAAGCCAAGCUACAAGAAAAUCUAGAUGCGGAAAUUAUGGAGGUUCUACUUGAUGAAGCGAGAGAGAGUUAUGAUGAGGAGAUUGUGGUGGAGCUACGGAGUGAUACAAGUGAUGAGGUGGAGAGUAAUGUGGAGAGAGUUGAGGCAUGGGUCAAGCAAUGGAAGAAGGAUCACGCGGAGGAUGAGCAGUGA